Messenger RNA from Candoia aspera, 1588 nucleotides. RefSeq names its product claudin 23 (gene CLDN23). Bases 83 to 862 code for a protein of 259 amino acids. The record is from RefSeq and is a predicted model, not a curated record. The transcript has a single exon. Lineage: Eukaryota; Metazoa; Chordata; Lepidosauria; Squamata; Candoiidae. Gene Ontology annotation, biological process: bicellular tight junction assembly; cell adhesion. Gene Ontology annotation, molecular function: structural molecule activity. Gene Ontology annotation, cellular component: bicellular tight junction; plasma membrane.
UAUCUGGGCAAACCAACCCAGGAGGAGAAAUCUCUGCUGGUUCCCGUAACAGCUUCCUAGGCUUGAUUGGUUGGCCAGCAGCAUGCGGACCCCGACCCCCAUGAUUGUGGGCAUUGUGCUCGGUCCCUGUGGCCUUGUCUUGAACCUGACAAGCACGCUGGCCCCCAGCUGGCGGGACGUGACUGGAUUCCUGGAAAAGCCAGUAGAUGUGAUUCAGCACCAGGGCAUCUGGGACAUUUGCAACGAGCGUCAGAGCAGCCACACCACUGAAUGCAACGUUGAAGACUCCCUUGGGUACUUUACCAAGCCGCCUGUGCAAGUGGCCAGAGGGCUCAUGCCCUCUUCUCUCGCAGUCACAGCCUUGGGGCUGGUCGUGACUUCCUUGGGUGUGCGAUGCUGGCAGGACCUGCCCCACUACCUGCUCGCGGGGCUAGGUGGCCUGGUGCUCUUCGUUUCUGGUUUGCUGAGUUUGAUUGCAGUCUCGUGGUACAAUUACGAAUUGUAUGACUUACCUUCUCCUCCUUCCACUAGCCUGCAGGUGGCCUAUUGCUUGGUUCUUGGAUACUUAGGGAGCUGCCUGGAAAUUAUUGGAGGCAUCUCACUUACUUUUAGCUUUGGCCAAUGCUGCAAAGAGUGCAGGCUAAAGAAAAGCACCAAGAAUUCCCGGUACGCAACCAGCAACCAGCAGAAACCAUCAAACGUUGGAGCCAUCUCCACCUCUAUCAGCAGCAAUGAAGUCCACAGGCAAUCUCAGAAUUCCAUGCCCAGAUACUACAGCAAUUCUCUGGACGUGCUGGAAGGGGAAUGGACCUGGAGCGAGAGCAGUAGUGAGAGCAAACCUCCCUGUGACACAGAUGUGUAGCCCUAAGCUUGGGAAUUCUCACACAGCCAGAGCAAGGAGGAAGACUCUUGGUGAAAUGCCCAGCCAGGAGUGUCCCUUUACCAAUUUACCUUUUUUCCUUCUCUCUGGAUCAAUGAAUGUAUCAAAGAACCACGGAGACUCUGGAGCAAUACAUGAUUUGUGCAUUUUCUCAGGAUGCUAGUAUAUUGCUUAGGCAACAUAUAUUAAUAUCACUGCACACAGAAAAAGUAGAAAUGGAAUGAGUCAUACCCUGGACCAGUUUGGGGAUGAAGUGGGCUAAGGAUACUCUCAAGUGAGCCAUCUGGUCAGUAAGUAAGAGCAGGAGUCAAAAAUACAUAUUCUAAGAUAUUGUAAAAGAUCUAAAUACAAACGUAAGCUGCAAGCAAGACACACUGAACUGAGCAGAGGCCCCCAUUAGGCUCAAAAACCCUGCUGCUGCGUAGCCAUGCAUCGGACUGUCCGGCUGAGGAUGAAGAACGGCUUUUACAGGAGCACUGCUUAGAGCUCCUAAGACUUUGCUUUUGCACUGUCAGCUGAAGGGACACUUAACAGAGAUUCCACACAACUUUUAAUACAAAGCCAUAAUCUCCUCCAUUAGUUAUCCCUCCAUGUGUUCAGGUACAGAGGGAAAGCUGCAGGGGGACCUAUGCACAUCUGUUUGAAUGUGUAUGCGUUCAUGUGGAGAAGGGGGGAUCACAGUCAGUUGCACAGAGAAGUCCAUAUAUG